Malaya genurostris is the source of this 3888-nucleotide messenger RNA. RefSeq lists its product as uncharacterized. NCBI's taxonomy places the organism in Eukaryota, Metazoa, Arthropoda, Insecta, Diptera, Culicidae. The transcript has 2 exons. Bases 1 to 3888 code for a protein of 1295 amino acids. The record is from RefSeq and is a predicted model, not a curated record.
AUGACCGAGAAAAAGGCAUUGAUUACAUCCCUCAUUAGAACCGUCGAAGCGGUUCAAGAGCGUGCGUCCAAAUUGUUAACCCUUGUAAAAGAUUUUCCUGAUGAUGGCGACGUUGACGAGCUAGAAGACAAAUUAGAUGUCGUUGAUGAUUUGCGUACUCAAUUCCGUGAGACAAGACUUAAACUUUUCGGAUUGGUGAAGCAAGAUGACUUACCUGAGAUUAAUGAUCAAGGUUUUAAUGUAGAAGAUACGCUAGAUGAAAUUCGAUUUAUUGUCCGUCGACGCUUGAAGGUCUCCCGACCUUCGCUCCCAGAAACGUCAACGUCUUCAGUGACUAUACCACCCAUUGACCCUUGUGCUUCAAAGGCAAGGUUACCCGAUAUUCCGCUUCCAAAAUUCGACGGACAUUACGAAAAUUGGUUGUAUUUUCGAAACCAGUUCAAUGCGAUCAUUCGUCGACGCGACAAUUUGGAUGACUUUGAACGAUUGCAUUAUUUACGUAUGUGUUUGUGUGGAGAAGCAAGAGAUCUUCAAUGCGAUGAGGAAACUUUCACGUCAUUAUGGAAUGCGCUAAUACGUCGGUAUGAAAACAAACGUUGGCUCAUCGAAAAACAUUUGGGAGACCUUUUCCGGAUUUCGGCUUUAACAUCUGAAAAUGCAACUGCUUUGAGAACUAUGAUUGAUGGGUUUUUGAAGCACAUUAGAGCAUUAUCCGCGCUUGGGUUUGAACUUGAUAAAAUGUCAGAAAUAAUUUUUGUACAAAUGGUUAUGAUGCGACUAGAUCAGAAAACUCGUCGAGCUUACGAAGCUGAUCUUGGCGAAACAGAAGUCCCCUCUUGGAGCGAGUUAGUCAAUUUCUUGGGAAACCACUGCAGAAUGCUAGAAAAUCUUGAGUGUCUUUCGAAAAGCUGUGUUAUGCCCCAAGGAAAUCGUCGUAUUAAUACACCAAUGGGCAAUCAAAGAUAUCCAUCGAAUAAUCGUUCUUUGGCUGCAACUGUCACUCGAGAUCGUUCAAAAAUUAGCUGCUUUUUAUGUCAACAAAAUCAUUACAUAAACCAAUGCGAAACAUUUCUCAAUUUGACACCAGGGCAACGGUCAGACAAAAUCAAGUCUUUAAGUUUGUGCUUCAAUUGUCUCUCCCACAAUCACACUGCCAGUCAAUGUACCAGGAGUUCGUGUCGAGUAUGUCAGAAAAGGCAUCACACACUGCUGCAUCUAGAAACUAGUUCCAGUUCUAUCGAUCCACGUCCUUCUAACCGUUCAAAACUUGCUACGUCCUCUGUGUCAAACUCGAGUGUUUCUCAACCACCGCUAUAUGCCUCACAACUAAACCGAACCGUUUCAAUAAAACGUCAAGUUUUGCUUAAUACUGCCAUCGUAUAUGUCGAAGACUCGUUCAAGGAAUUGCAUAAGGUACGCUUGCUUUUGGACUCAGGAUCAAUGUGUAACUUUAUUACUGAAAACUGUGUGCAGCGACUGAGUUUAAAGAAGAUGAAAGGGGGAGCACAUGUUACUGGUGUCUGUGGAUCAUCCUCUACUAUUCAACAUAAGGUAUGCGCAAUUAUACGAUCUACUACCUCCGAUUUUGAAACCGAAAUCGAAUGUCUAGUAACACCCAAGAUCACAGCUAAAUUACCUCUUGAGAUAUUUGAGUCUGAAGCGCUAUCAAUUCCCGACAAUCUUGUGCUAGCUGAUCCCACAUUCAACAUUCCUGAUAGAAUCGAUGUUUUAUUGGGUAUGGACAUUUAUGCUAAUGUUUUGGAAUCCAAUCGCGUCCCAUUAUUGAAUGGAAGUCCAGUCAUGCAAGAAACAGCUUUAGGUUGGGUAAUAGGUGGAAAUGUCGAAGUUAAAAAACCUCUGGUAGCGGCUUUUGUUACGAAUGAAAAUUUAGACAAUUCCUUACGACGGUUUUGGGAAAUCGAAAAUUGUAGCGCACAGUCGAAGUUCACGAUGGAGGAGAAUGCAGCAGAACAACAUUUUAUGCAGACCUUCUAUCGAAAGGAGGAUGGUCGUUAUGUUGUUGAAUUGCCUUUCAAGACUGGCUGUCCAAAUCUUGGCGAUUCCAAACAAAUGGCUUUGAAACGAUUACUUUCGUUAGAAAAACGUUUAAGUAAAAACUGGUUACUAGCGAAAGACUAUUCCGAGUUCAUAAAUGAAUAUGUGGCACUGGGACAUAUGCAUCGAAUUUGCUCUCUUCAAAAUUAUACUGCGUUGCUUGGAAAUGAUUACUUUCUUCCACAUCACGCCGUUGAACGACCUGAAAGCAGUACAACAAAAUGUCGUGUAGUGUUCGAUGGUUCAGCAGUGACAACGAAUGGAAGAUCUUUGAACGACAACCUUCUGGUAGGACCAGUGAUUCAACCUAAAUUAAGCGAUGUAUUGAUACGAUUUCGAGUUUACAAGAUCGCUUUUACGGCAGGUCUUUCCAAAAUGUAUCGACAAGUGGCAUUGGCUGAUAAGCAUCAAUCGUUCCAACAAAUUUUAUGGAGAGACAAUGAAGCAAUGGAACCUGACGUUUAUCGAUUAUCAACUGUGACCUACGGGCUUGCAAGCGCUCCAUUCCAAGCAGUUCGUGCAGUGAAACAGUUGUGUCUGGAUGAAGAAAAAAAAAUAUCCACUUGCAGCAAAGAUCGUGAUGAAGGAUUCAUAUAUCGACGAUAUUUUAUCUGCGGAAAGUUUGAUCUUCAUAAGUGGUGUUCAAACAGCAGUGAGUUUCUUAACCAAUUACCCCAAGAUGAAAUCGAACAAAAACUUCUUGCUGAUGAAGAAAGUGCGGUUAAGGCUCUAGGCAUCAUUUGGAAACCAGAAGCUGAUGUUUUCAUGUUCAAUGUAAAUCCCAUAACAUCAAUUAGGCAUGAAGCUACGAAAAGAUCGGUGUUAUCAGACAUAUCCAAGUUCUUCGAUCCAAUUGGUCUUGCUGGACCAGUAAUAUUGGUAGCUAAAUUGAUGAUGCAAAACCUUUGGAGAAAGGAUACCAAUUGGGACGAUGAAAUUGACAGAGAAGAUAUGAAUAAAUGGGUUCAGUUCAAAUCACAACUCGAUCAGCUACGCGAUAUUAAAUUAAAACGAUGUGUUUUUCCAUUAAGUAACGCUAAAAUUCAGAUCCAUGGAUUUUGUGACGCUUCUAAGUACGCUUACGGAUCUUGUAUCUAUGUGAGGUCCGUUGAUGAAGGAGGUCAUGUUCAUGUCUCACUUGUUUGUUCCAAAUCUUGUGUCGCUCCUCUUGAACGGUCCAAAAAACGCAAAACCUCGAACGCUAAUAUGACUAUACCGAAACUCGAAUUAUGUGGUGCUUUGCUAUUGGCUGAGCUGGUCACUGAGGUCGUACGUUCCCUACAAAUCCAUAUCGAUAAAACUUAUCUCUGGUGCGAUUCUACGAUUGCCCUAUCGUGGAUAGCCAGAAAUCCCGAUCAGUCGAAACAGUUUGUAUCGAACAGAGUUACAAAAAUUCAAGCUCUAACGAAUACGAUGAGAUGGUGUCAUGUGGGCACCAACGACAAUCCAGCAGACAUCGUAUCGAGAGGUUUAAUGCCUAAGGAGUUCCGAGAAUCCAAAAUGUGGUGGGACGGUCCCGAAUUCCUACAACUUAGCGAACCCAUGUGGCCGCAUGAGUGCCGAGAACCAGAAAACGUUCCUGAAUUGAAAUCUGUCGUCCUUUUGAGUAAAGAGCCACCAAAAGAAUCGUUCUCUAUUUUUCAAAAUUGUAGUUCUUAUCGUAGAAUGAUUCGAGUCAUGGUGUACGUACAAAGAUUUAUCAGCAUUAUGAAGAAUCGAUCUGACGUCCCGAGAUCUGAAUCGAUGAGCAGGGAGGAAGUAAAAUCUGCAUUGCAACAGUUGGUGAAGCUUGUACAAGGUACCCUGAACUUGUCCGCCAGUGGAAGCAUGUAA